Messenger RNA from Pneumocystis jirovecii RU7, 2703 nucleotides. RefSeq names its product retromer subunit VPS35. The transcript is spliced from 14 exons. Gene Ontology annotation, biological process: intracellular protein transport; retrograde transport, endosome to Golgi. The record is from RefSeq and is a predicted model, not a curated record. Gene Ontology annotation, cellular component: retromer complex; retromer, cargo-selective complex; late endosome. NCBI's taxonomy places the organism in Eukaryota, Fungi, Ascomycota, Pneumocystomycetes, Pneumocystales, Pneumocystaceae. Bases 1 to 2703 code for a protein of 900 amino acids.
AUGUCGGUAGUAGCAGGUGCCUCAGCUCUCCAGCAAGAAGGCCAAGCAGUGCCGCUGGAUGAUAUUUUGACUGCAAUUCGUUCAUAUACAUAUCAAAUGCGGCGCUGUUUAGAUGCAAAUCGCUUAAUGGAUGCGCUUAAGCAUGCAAGCACCAUUCUGUCAGAGUUAAGAAGUGAUCGUCUUGGUCCAAAGCAAUAUUAUGAAUUAUGUAAUAUUGGGCUUACAAAGGUUUCAGAUAUGGGUGUAUUUGAUGCAAUGAGAUACUUGUCGACUUAUCUUUUGGAAGCACAUCAGACAGAUCGUCAUCAUUUGACAGAUGUAUACGAGCUCGUUCAAUAUGCAGGAAAUAUUGUUCCCAGGUUGUAUUUGAUGAUUACAGUGGGAACUGUAUAUAUGGGAGUGAAAGAUGCACCGGUGAAGGAAAUUAUGAAAGAUAUGUUGGAAAUGGUACGAGGGGUUCAGCAUCCAAUUAGAGGAUUGUUUCUUCGUCAUUAUUUGUCGGGUCAAACGCGAGAUUAUUUACCAAUUGGUGUUUCAACAGGACCUGAAGGAAAUUUGAAUGAUUCAAUAGCGUUUAUUUUAACGAACUUUGUUGAAAUGAAUAAGUUAUGGGUUAGAUUUCAGCAUCAAGGACAUUCAAGGGAACGAGAAAGACGGGAGGAAGAACGAUCGGAAUUGAAAAUUCUCGUAGGAACGAAUCUUGUUCGUCUAAGCCAGCUUGAAGGGAUUGAUUUACAUAUAUAUAAAACAACUAUUCUCCCUUCGAUUAUGGAGCAAAUUAUUCAAUGUAGAGAUGUUUUAGCGCAAGAAUAUUUAAUGGAAGUUAUUAUUCAAGUAUUUAGCGAUGAUUUUCAUCUACAAACUUUAGAUGAGUUUUUGAGUGUUACAACAAAAUUGAGUCCUCACGUUAAUAUCAAAGAAAUAUGGACUAAUCUUAUUUACAAGCUUACUGCAUAUGUGUCAAGAGAAACUAAUGUUGAAAAUUUUGAUGAACGUGUAAGAAAGGAAAAGUUAGCAUUAGAUGCUUUGGGAGAAAAGCUUUCAUUUAUCAAUUUAAACGAAAAUUCUGCUGAUAUUAGUACAGAAAAUGAAUAUUCUGAAAGUUGUAGUACAAAUAAAGAAUCUGAUAUUGUAGAUGAUGUUAAAAUUGAUGUUGAUAGAGAAUCUGUAAUUCCUGGAGAUGUUAAACUGUUUGAUCUGUUUUGGGAACAAAUUACUAAAUUAAUUAAGGCUCGACCUGAUUUAUCUAUUCAAGAUAUAAGUGCAUUACUCGUUAGUCUUUGUAAACUUGCUCUUACAUGUUAUCCAUAUGAAUUCUCAUAUGUAGAUAAAGUUUUGUAUUAUUCCAGGUUAAAGAUAGUCGAAUAUGUUGAUAGUGUAGAUUUGCAUUCUGUGGAAUCUAGGGACAAUUUUUUAAAAUUACUUUUGGAACCCAUAACAUCUUAUUCAUAUAUUCUUACGGUUUUUUCUUUACCAAAUUAUAUACCUUUAUUACAAACACAGCCAUAUUCCACAAGAAGGGCCGUUGCAACUACUGUAAUACAAUCUCUUAUAAAAAACAAUAUUUGUAUUGAGGCUCCGCAAAUCCUUGAAGGUGUAAUAUGCCUUAUUAGAGUUUUAAUUGCUGAGGGAAUGAAAAUACCUCUUGUGGGGAACAUUCAACAAAAUCGAAGAAUUAAAGAUAACGAAACAGAUGAGACUUUAGAAGAACAAGGAUGGCUUGCGAGACUAGUCCAUCUUGUAUGUAAUGAAAAUCCAGAUAUUCAAUUUAAACUUCUUCAAAUAUUAAGGAAAAAUUUCUUUGAGGGAGGAGAGCGUAUUAAAUAUACUAGUCCUUCGUUGAUAACACAAGCUAUCAAACUUGCUAGGGCAUACAAAUUACAGGAACAUUUGGAUAAUGAAUGGAAUCAAAAAGCUUCUGCUGUUUAUAAAUUUAUACAUCAAAUUAUUAGUAGUUUGUACACUAAAGUAACAAACGCAGAAAUGUGUAUACGUUACUUUGUUAUUGCAGGACAAGUAGCAGAUCAAGGCGCUUUUGAAGAAAUUGCAUAUGACUUUUUUGCACAAGCUUUUACAAUAUACGAAGAGUCACUAUCUGAAUCAAGGGCACAAUAUCAGGCUGUGAUUAUGAUUGCUGGUGUUUUGCAAAUGACGAGAAAUUUUUCUUCUGAAAAUUAUGAUACUUUGAUUACAAAAUGUGCAUUGCAUGGAUCUAAAUUACUUAAAAAGCCUGAUCAAACACGCGCUGUAUAUUUUGCAAGUCAUUUAUGGUGGGUUACAAAUAUUCCAGCACGAGGUGAACAAAACGAUAACGAUCUUUAUCACGAUGGAUCAAGAUCAUUAGAGUGUCUACAAAAAGCUCUUAAAUUGGCAGAUGCAUGUAUUGAUACAUUAACAAGUACUGAACUUUUUAUUGAGAUCUUGAGUCGUUAUAUAUAUUAUUAUGAUCAUCAAAAUGAAUCUAUUCAUCCCAAAUUCCUUAAUGGAUUGAUUGAUUUAAUUCGGCAAAAUAUUGACAAUUUUGAUACACAAACUUUUGAACCAAAUAUUCGACAAUUUUCAAUGGUGGCUAGUACAUCAUCUAUUUUAGAAUUAGAAGGUAAUAUGCAGGAAUAUAUUAUUAGACAUUUUGAGAGGACUCUUGAUUAUAUUGCAUUAAGGAAAAAACAGGAACCAUCUCUUUGGAAUGCAAUUCAUACAUAG